UUGAUUUUGCAUAAAAAAUAAAGGCCAAAAGUGUGUAUGUGCAGCGACAGCAGAGAAAGAAAAAGAAAAAAUUGUCGAUCGCUCGCUCGCUCGGGGUGUGAGUGCUGAAAGAAGUUGAAGAUUUCUCUACGUUUCCGUUCGAAGUGGAGCUGUAACGCGAUUGAACGAUAAAGAAAACGGAGUUUGCCGUUGUUUGGUGGAACGAUUUCGGCUGCAGAAGGUGGAUUUGGCAAUGAAGUUCACUGUGCUCCCAAUGGAACAACUUGACUAGCAGGAGGGGAACAUAAAGGGUCCUCCGCAAACGACGUUGGAUCGAAUAUUUGCCUUCUAAUUGCUCUGUCAAAAGCAGUGGAAGAUAGAAGAAAAUUUCGGGAGAAGAAUACGAAAGCUACAAUCUUUCGACGUUUUGGAGCCAAGCAACAGCGAAGCAAAAAAGAAAUGUCCGGACAAAGUUCGAUCGGUAAUCGGAUCAGCAUGAUUGAGGCACAGCUUCAGGUGCAACAGCAAACCCCUCCGGUCCAACCAAGAACACCUCCAACACCAACACUCAAUUUUGACAGAACCCAACGCGGCGGUAGCGGCGGAAUUGGUUCUGCAAGCCGUGGACGACCGAACCUUGACUUACCGCUGCCGAUUCAAUCGGGCAACCGGAGAAGCGAAUCGGAGCUGCGUUUCCAGAAGAUCAUCGAGAAGAGCGGGAUGUUGAAAAUAAAUGACCAGACCUACAAGACGACGCUGACCGAUAUGCAGGAUUUGGGCGAGCUGGGAAGUGGAACUAGUGGCCACGUAGUCAAAAUGCGCCACAAACCCAGUGGGGCUAUAAUUGCUGUGAAACAAAUGCGUCGAACGGGAAAUGACGAAGAAAAUAAGCGAAUCAUAAUGGACUUGGACGUGGUGCUGAAGUCGGAGAAGUGUCGCUAUAUUGUCAAGUGUCUCGGCUGUUUCAUCACUGAUGCGGACGUUUGGAUCUGCAUGGAACUGAUGACGACCUGUUUCGACAAAUUGCAGAAAAAAUCGAAAAAGCCUGUUCCAGAGCAAAUUCUAGGCAAGGUGACCGUUGCGACGGUGAAUGCGCUGGCCUACCUAAAGGAACAACAUCGGGUGAUCCAUCGGGACGUGAAACCCUCCAAUAUACUAAUCGAUGACCGAGGGAACAUCAAGUUGUGCGACUUCGGCAUCAGUGGUCGAUUGGUUGAUUCGAAUGCCAAAACGAGAUCAGCAGGGUGCGCUGCUUAUAUGGCGCCCGAGCGGAUAGAUCCUGCAAAAUCGGUGUAUGACAUUCGAGCCGACGUGUGGUCCCUAGGAAUUACACUGGUUGAGUUAGCCACUGCGGUGUUCCCGUAUCGUGGUUGCAAAACUGAUUUUGAAGUUCUCACCAAAGUGCUUACCUCUAAUCCUCCUCGCCUACCCGAGGACCAAGGUUUCAGUCUGGAAUUCCGGGACUUUGUCCAGCGUUGCCUUCAGAAGGACUACCUGGCACGACCGAAGUAUCCGGACCUGUUGAAACAUCCAUUCCUGCAGCGAGCCGAACAGGACACUACCACUGACGUAGCCGGGUGGUUCCGGAACGUAGCAGUGAGCAGUGGCAUACAGCUCACCACACCCCAACUGACUGUCUUAGGUAGCGAGGCAGCUACCAUCGCUUCAGGCGGUGUCAUCUCCUCUAGCUCGCCCGUCCCCGUCAGUAUACAGAGGCCUUCUUCGUCUGCGUCGGAUCAAAAUAGAGUCCCGACUCCAUACGAAAGUCUGACGGAAGCGGUGCAAGCGCAGACCAACCAGCACAAGCAAUCCGCAAUAGCGUCGUCAAUCCCAAUCAAAUCAAGCAACAUAACAGAUAAAAACUGCACGCAUAGUUGCUCCGAUUCGCUGCAGCAACAGCAACAGCAGCAGCAGCAUCAAGCACUGCAAGUGAAACUCAACAGCGUCAGCUUGGUACAGUCACAAACUACCUCGUCUUCCACACCGUUCGUUCCACGGUCUCCCUCGCCCGCACAUCCACAUCUACAAUCACAGCAACAUCAAAUGCAAACACCUCAGGCUCAAUAUCUUAAACUUCAACCAAAAAGUGCGAUAGUUAGUAAUAGUAGCAACUUUAGUAACAUUAGCACCGCUUCGGAAGCUAAUCGAAAGUACAAACAUUCGCCGUUCCUGUCCAGGAGGGCAGCGGAUCCCAAUGCCAACUCUGAUCCGCUUGCUUAUGGUAGUCCCAAGAAGGAAUCAACGCUCAGUAGCUUGGGGCAGAGUAUAUUCAAAAAUCUCACCACUUCGCCGUUUUCGCAUCGCAAAGCGGAGCAGAAAUCAUACAAACCGCCGCUGCCGGGCGAGGACGGUGGUGGUGGAGCUUCGAUCAUGAACGGAAACAGAACCGGUUUCAGCAAUCCCUCGUCCCCGCUCAUGCUCAAUCGAAAGAUGAUCGACUUAAAUGACGAACAGUCGUACAAACACCUGCAAGGAAACACCAGUCCCAUAGUUCUACAACGAUUCUACCACCAGCAGAAUCAGCUGAGAGAAAGUAAACAGCUGCAGCUGGAGCAGCAGCAGCAGCUGCAUUCGGGCAAUCCAUUUUUCAAGUCCCAAGCGCAACAGCAACAACAGAGCGGAAUACCGAUCAAGUGUAGUCCGAUUCCGUCGCAUCGCACCGUACAUCAUCCGACAAAUACAACGGCUCUCACGGGUGGGAACGUGGGAUACCCUCAAAUGGUGCAACUGGAGUCGAGCAACAUACCGACCUAUCAGUACCAGCCGCUCAACACGAGUGCUAGCAGCCCAAAGCAUAAGACAAGUGGGUUUUUUAAUUCUUUCAGUCGAACGAAAAAUCAGCACAAUGGCAGUAGCAGUGGAAUUAAUCAACGCGGGGAACGCGGCAGCAGCACCGGUAGCGACAACGGCUAUACGGACGGUGGAUUCUACCCGAAUCACCAUCUUCACGGGCGACAGACACUGCCGGAGUACACCAGCGCGGGUUAUGCCAUGCAGAGUGGCAUCAGCAAUGGCGACAACAUGAAGGAUGAUACAGGGUGGUUCAAUUCGAUUACAGAUCUUGCCAAACGAAGAUUUGCCUCGUUUGUAAAGCUUAAUUUGGCAACAUCCGGCGAGAAACGACCAAAGGAUAAACAGCUGCAAAAUCAGUUACUACAACAGCACCAGCAGCAGCACCAUCCAUAUGGCGGGGGCAACGGUACUAUCGUGACUUCGACGAAUAACUUUAAUACUUCUAGUAGCCACUUUGCUGCCGGCACAUCUGGUACCAUGCCGAGUGGCAUCCCGUCAGCUAUACCGCCAUCUGCCCAUGUACUAUACCAAGAUCGGCGGCACCGUAGUCCCGAUCCACCUCCUAGAUACAACAGAGGUCAAUCUCCGCUGCUGCUUCAUCGGAAGCUGGAAAAGUUAGGCCAAACUGGAUCCCCAAUACUCAAUCAGCGCUUUACCUCAACCUCUCCGUCACCUCCUUUACCGCCUCGUCGAGGAUCGGAGAGCGUCCCCGGUUCGCCGCAGCAUAUCCGGACCCGCAUCCACUACACACCGGAACCCCACAGGCGACCAUACCGGACAGUAGACCAAUGAGUGGGACUGCAAAUUCUGGUCAUGUGAUCGAUGUACAGCUUUCUGGAUUGAAUGCUACUUGUUUUUUCUUCUUAUAUCUCAAUCGGUGUCGUUACUCUGUGUCGGCCAUUUUACCUCAAGAAGCCCACGUUUGUCGCUUGAAUACACACUUCUCUACGUGAAGUCGAAACUUUCUCAACGUAUGUUUGUGGUCCGCGGCAGCUUUCCGUGCGAAACACUGCUUCUAGUCUUUCAGCAUGGGAAGACAACCAAAAACGAAAACAAAACGAUACAAAAACGAAUAUCGCUUACAUUUUCUUCAUUUUUGUUUUUAUUUUUUGUUAAGAACGACGAGCUUAUUCGAAGUAAAACUGUAGCACAGUUUGAUCUUAUUUUGCACGAUUAUGGAUUAGAUUUUAGAAGAAAAUAUAAACGACAAAUUAUUGAUGCCCCUUCAGAUGUCUCCGCAUAUGAAACGGCGUUAUUUAGAUAGGGAAUCAAAUUUUGCUAUUACCAUUUCACCCUGACGAACGUGUACGGGAUUAGACCGAGGAUAUAAAUCUCCGAGCAAGUGCUUGUAGCGAAUAUUUCUCUAUCUAAACCCGUCGCGAUUACGAAAAAAACUGUUUACUCACUCAAUAGUAAAUUAAUUUCCGAGAACAUGGAUGAAAGAAGUUUCGGCUUUUCUGCUGGAACAUUUGAUUACGAAAUAGUAGAAUAUCGCCUGCGCCUAACCUUUACUUUUCUUUCACAUGUAUACUUUUACCUAAAUACUCUAUUUAUUGGUUUGAAAAACGCUUGCUGCUAUUACACGUGCUUUGAUUUGCGUUGGAAUCGCAGCGCGAACCGUGGACGUUAUUUUUGCGUGCAUAAGCUUAACACAAUUAUGCUACCAGUCUACUAUGUGUUGUGACUUUAAAGAUGGUAUUUAAAAAACGGAAAAAUUUAUAUAAAAAUUCUAUUUAUAGCGUACUAAAUUCUAUUUAUGCGAAAUUUUAUAAGUAAUCCACCAACAGACUGGAAACCAAUAUUCUUUAGAAGAAUAACUUUGAAUUCUUUUGCGAAGCACAUUUAGCGAUCAUUAUAUGGACAACCUAUACGCGCAUAUAUACCCUCAUCUACCGCCAAACAUACACUCACAUACACACGCAAAAUCGUGGAUAUUCCCAAGCGGGGAAAGACUUCUGAUCCAGAAAAAUAAAUUGUAAUUGUAACUGUAGAAUUAAUAUCCGCCAUACAGUGAAAAAACAGAUGAAAAGAUUUUGUACAUAAUCUAUCUUGCAAUUUCUAUAAUCAUAAUCAGGAAGCAGAAACUAGACACAAAAAAACCAAGCAUAGGUUAACACAAUCACACACACACACACACACACACUAUAGAAAAAUAUAUCUUCGACAGGAAUGCAAAACGAGAGCGAUCUAAAAUGCGAUAACUGAGAACGAAGGAAGGAAUGAAAAACAUUUAGUCAUUUAUUAUAUUAUAAAUAUUUAUAUUAAAGAAGAAAAAAAAGUGAGAAUGUAAAAAAUAAGAGAUAUUUAUAAAGGAAAAGUCAGACGAAGAAAAAAAAUAAACAUACAUA
Molecule: messenger RNA, 5120 nt
Organism: Toxorhynchites rutilus septentrionalis
Lineage: Eukaryota; Metazoa; Arthropoda; Insecta; Diptera; Culicidae
Product: dual specificity mitogen-activated protein kinase kinase hemipterous-like
Exons: 9
Coding region: 439-3564 (1041 amino acids)
Biological process (GO): protein phosphorylation
Molecular function (GO): protein kinase activity; ATP binding
Source: RefSeq, a predicted model, not a curated record